Molecule: messenger RNA, 1097 nt
Organism: Chelonus insularis
Lineage: Eukaryota; Metazoa; Arthropoda; Insecta; Hymenoptera; Braconidae
Product: probable serine/threonine-protein kinase clkA
Exons: 4
Coding region: 74-853 (259 amino acids)
Cellular component (GO): extracellular matrix
Source: RefSeq, a predicted model, not a curated record
AAGUAAAGCCGCUUGUAUAAAAGCCUCGUUGAGAUCUCUCAAAUCUUCACAAUUCAACUUUGAUCCAGUACUGAUGUGUCUCAAAAAAAUGAGAGCAGUACGACAGAUAUCGCUGACAUUGAUGGUAAGUCUAGGAGUAGUUUACGGCGAACCACCACUGAGCAACCAGUAUGGUGUUCCUGCAAAUUUGCCAGUAAGCAGUAACAAUCACGAAUCUCAUGGAGGCAUAACGAAUAGCUAUGGUGCUCCAUUGGGAUCGAAUGGUCACCAUGAUGAACAUCAGGAUUACAUUGACAGUCAGCCAAAAUCUUAUGAAUUUGGAUAUUCAGUUAAAGACUCAGCAACUGGAAAUGAUUUUGGUCGACAAGAGACCAGUGAUGGUGAAACUGUCCGUGGAGAGUAUCGAGUACAACUUCCAGAUGGACGAAUUCAAAUAGUCACGUAUAUGGCUGAUUGGAGAACUGGAUUUCAUGCUGAUGUUAGAUAUGAAGGCGAAGCAUCUUAUCCAGAUCAAUAUAAUAAUGGAUAUAACAAUGAAUAUAAUAAUAAUAACAAUAACAUCAAUAAUAACAAUGGUUAUAAUUCUGGUUACAAUAAUUUUAAUAAUAAUAACAAUAGCCCUGGUUAUAACUACAAUAAUCCAAAUCCUACCAAUGCAUAUAACCGAGGCAACUUUAAUAAUUACAAUAACAAUGGAUACUUUAAUAAUAAUAAUAAUAAUAAUAAUAAUAAUAAUAAUAACAAUUACCAGCAAUAUGGACCCCCAGGCAACCAGUAUAAUGGAUAUAGUGGAAGUAACACAUUUGGAUCUCAAGGGCCUCAACCAACCUAUAGUACACCACAGUUCAACUAAAUAGAAAAUAAAUUUCUCAUGAAAUUCACUUUACCUAAUCUUCAAAAUGGGGUCCAAUGUGGUGAAUACGAAUGAUCGUAGUUAUUUGAUUGUGGUUAUUGGAGUAUUCACUUGGGUUUUAAAGCCAGUGCAAUAGUGAUAUCAAAGAAUUGUAUGAAUGUGUAUUAUACAUAUCUUAAUUCUCACAAUACAUUGAUGUAUGAGUAUUAUUUCUAAUGUAUAUAGUAGAAGAUCUAAAUUUUCA